GCCGCCGCCGCCGGGAGCCGACCCAAGCUCGAGCGCCAGCCAUGUCCAUGGGAUCUCUCAUCGCGUCCAGGCUGGCCAGGUCCGGCCACGCCCUCGCCAACCGCGCCAUCUCUCAGGCUCCCAGGGCUCCCCUUCAUACGACGUCGCCCCUGCUCUCCAGGCUCGGAUCGGUGGCCCGCGCUUUCAGCUCGAAGCCCUCAGCGGCCGAUGUCAUCGGGAUUGAUUUGGGCACGACCAACUCAUGUGUCUCCGUCAUGGAAGGAAAGGAGAUCAAGGCGAUGGCUAGAUGAUGGAUUUUGCAGCCUGCAGUUGUAUCCAUCACUUUGUAUGUGUAUGUACAAACCUGUGAAGAAAGUCAUGGUCAUAGGAUCUCCAAGUGCAGACGACAUCAUUAACCAGUCUUCAUUUUAUGUGAUAGAUUUUGUGUUAUUUUGAUUUUCAUUAUGUAGCCACUUGCGUGUGAUUAUACGGUGCUUGUAAAAUCAAAUAUACACUGCUCCUAGACAUGUUUUGGAAUCAGAACAAUGUGAGAAGUUCUGGAGUAUCACGUGGGAAA
Lolium rigidum is the source of this 556-nucleotide messenger RNA. Its product is annotated as heat shock 70 kDa protein 10, mitochondrial-like. NCBI's taxonomy places the organism in Eukaryota, Viridiplantae, Streptophyta, Magnoliopsida, Poales, Poaceae. The record is from RefSeq and is a predicted model, not a curated record. The transcript is spliced from 5 exons. The coding region runs from base 42 to 290 and encodes 82 amino acids. Gene Ontology annotation, molecular function: ATP-dependent protein folding chaperone; ATP binding.